Molecule: messenger RNA, 2222 nt
Organism: Mesocricetus auratus (golden hamster)
Lineage: Eukaryota; Metazoa; Chordata; Mammalia; Rodentia; Cricetidae
Product: cell surface glycoprotein CD200 receptor 5-like
Exons: 5
Coding region: 62-784 (240 amino acids)
Biological process (GO): regulation of neuroinflammatory response
Cellular component (GO): external side of plasma membrane
Molecular function (GO): signaling receptor activity
Source: RefSeq, a predicted model, not a curated record
UUUAAAAUUCUUAUUUAAAUAUUUUCUAGAGUCAAGAUGUUCAGGUAUAGAUUGGAAUCAAAUGACAAAGAAUAGCUCAUUGCUUAAGUCAGAAGUUAGUGCUUCAGUGUCUGCACAGAUGGGUACCAAAGCUCUGCUGUGCUGCACUCCUAUUUCAUGGACAAAAGUAAUAUUAAUAACGUGGAAAAUAGCCCUCAGAGGCCAACCUCCCUGCACAAUAAUCUACAGAAUAGAAACAAAUGAGACAAUUGAAAUCAACUGUACAGAUAGGAGAAUCACCUGGGCCUCCACACCUGACCAGAGUCCUUACCUUCAGAUCAAUACAGUGGCCCUCGGUCAUGAUGGAUAUUAUUCAUGUGAGGUAGCGUCAUCUGAAGGGCAUUUUCAAAUGAGACACGACCUCAAAGUUCUAGUCCCCCCUGAAGUAACCCUGUUUCCAGGGGACAACAGAACUGCAGUUUGUGAGGCCAUUGCAGGCAAACCUGCUGCUCAGAUCUUUUGGGCUCCAGCUGGGUAUCAUGUCACUAAGAAUGAAUCCCACAGCAAUGGCUCUGUGACUGUCAGGAGCACAUACCAUUGGGAACACAACACUGUGUCUGCGGUGGUCUGCUUUGUCUCCCAUCCAACUGGCAACCAGACUCUGACCAUAGAACUGAAUCAAGGUGUCACCAGCCCUCUGCAUUCCUUGCUGACCAUUCUCUAUGUGAAACUUUCCCUUUUGGUGAUUGUUCUGCUCAUCAUAGGAUUUGCUUUCUUCCAGAAGAGAAAUUAUUUCAGAAAAUGAAAAUCUGGAUUCCUGAAACCCAUUAGUCUGAUGACACAAUACAAGAAAACAGCCAUUUGCAAUCUCCUCUCUCGUUGACAUCCAGCAUACCUGUUCCUGUUUGUUAGAAGCUAUGUGCCAGCUGGCAGUCAUGCAGUAUGAAUGUACAGUCAAAAGCUUGGUGUUUACCACAUACGUGUAUGAAUGGACAUCUACUUUCUCCAUUCCCCACUUUUCAUGACAAAGAAGAAGAAGAUGGCUUAGGAAAAGGUGAACAACAGUGCUGGCUGGAUUUCCUUCAGUCACGUCCUCCAUGAAUGGUUUCCAUCAACUUCCUGUUCCUAGAACAUUUUAUGUGAUCAUAAAUAUUGCACUGUCAGGUAUAAUAUAAAGAAAUCAACACCUUCAAGUCAGCCCUAUCUGGCCUUCUUUCCUUACUUCCUUGCUACCAGGUAGCUGAACAGCUUUUUGUUUAGAGCCCCAUUGUCUCAAUUACCUUAACUGUCUGCAUUUUAACUUACAGGGAUUGGGAUGGAUCAGUGAGGGUAACAAUAAGACACAGGUGAAUCCUAAAAACUGGAAACAAAGACCUUGACGUCACUUGACACAGAUAGUAGUCCUAUGAUAAAAAGCAUAUUUUUAGUUAAAAGAAUUAUUUCCUGGAAAAGGUGGCAAGUGAUUUGUGCUAUUACUUUUAAUGUUUUAGUAAAAGUCUAGAAAGAAAAUGAAUGUAUGAUGCUAAAGGAUACCCGGAUGGUAGCCUCGGGUGGUUCUUUAAAAGUUUUAGUCUUGUCCAUUGUACACUCUAAUGUAUUGAUCAGGUCAGGAGAGAGGAUAUAGGAGUGCUGAUCUAAGCUACUGGUUUAUUCCACAGCUCUGUUCUCAGGGUAGUUUAUAUUCAGUGGUGACUAUGGAGAGCAGAAGAUUGCAUAUGGGAUUAUUUAUGAAUCAAUCCUGGAGUAGUAAGCCCACCUGCUCACAUUCCAUAACUACUACUCAGAGUGAGGGUUGCCGCACACUUAGCAAAUCUCUGCCCACAAUAAAGAGCAGGAAGGGUGCUAAUCUCAAGACUAAUGUCCACUUUAACCGUGGGAAAUCACUAUGUGUCAAGCAGCAAAUAAAUUCAUUACUUAAACACAUGACAUGUAAGGCUUGAGCUCUUUAAUCUCCUUUUUCAUUACAAGAUCUUCAUGUUUAAGUCAGGACAUAAAGAGGGAAGAGAUUUAACACUGCAAUUAUGUAACAGACUAGGAAAUACAAUGGCAGAGAUUGUAAGGAGCUUGGGUCGUUGUCUGUAUUUCCUGUUCUACUUGUGGAAGACAAUUCUCUUCAUGACUAAAUCUUCAUCCCAACUCUCUCUCAUGUUUUAGUAGAUCUCAAGUUCUUUCCAUGAAGAGUUCAUGGCUCUGUUUAUUCACAUGAGAUAGUUUUCUCUGGUCAAUAAAAAGAUACAUAAAUA